Molecule: messenger RNA, 1095 nt
Organism: Cladophialophora psammophila CBS 110553
Lineage: Eukaryota; Fungi; Ascomycota; Eurotiomycetes; Chaetothyriales; Herpotrichiellaceae
Exons: 2
Coding region: 1-1095 (364 amino acids)
Source: RefSeq, a predicted model, not a curated record
AUGGGAUCAAUCCUCCAAUCAGAUGUCACCGGCCCCAGCCAGAGCGACGCCAACGACAUCCCCAUCGUCGACCUCUCACCAUUCACAUCACCAUCACUCUCAGCCGACACCUCGCACGAGGCUCGGCUGAAAGCUGCGCAAAAGCUCGUCCGCGCGUGUCGCGAUGUCGGCUUCGUGUACGUCAAGAACCACGGGGUGCCGGAGGAUGAGCUGGCCAAGGCGUUCGCGCUCUCCAAGCGGUUCUUCGACCUGCCGAUGGAGGACAAGAUGAAGGCGCCGCAUCCGCCUGGCUGGGUGGUGCACCGCGGAUAUUCGUGGCCAGGGUUGGAGAAGGUGUCGGGCGCCAUGUCCAAGCAAGACGACGAGGACGCUGUUAGGAAGUUGAGGGAGGUGCAGGAUUACAAGGAAAGCUACGAAGUUGGCUCCGAGACCAACCCAGACCAGCCCAACGUAUGGCCGCCCGCGGAGGUGCUCCCCGAGUGGCGGCCGUUCAUGAGCUCGUUCUACUGGACGUGCUUCGAGGCGGCGAAGCACAUCCUGCGCGCUCUGGCGCUGGGCAUCGGGCUCGCGGACGAGGACCACCUGCUGAACUUCCACGACGGCCACCACAACCAGCUGCGCCUGCUGCACUACCCGGCCAUCCCAGCCGCGGCGGUGGAAGUGGGCAAGGUCGCGCGCAUGCCCGCGCACACGGACUGGAGCAGCGUCACGAUGCUGUUCCAGGACGAUUGCGGCGGACUGCAGGUCGAGCGACGGCACGCUGCUGCUGGCGGGAAGGCGGAGGAGGACCAGGGGGAGUUCGUCGACGUCGACCCCAUGCCCGGCACCUGCGUGGUCAACGUGGGCGAUCUACUCAUGCGCUGGAGCAACGACUACCUCACGUCGACAGCGCAUCGCGUCCAGCUGCCGCCCCUCCAGGACCGCUUCACGGGCGACGAGAGGCUGACCCGCGCCCGCUACUCGAUCCCUUACUUUCUGACCACCGAUCCCGACACCGUCAUCGCGUGUCUGCGCUUCGAUGAUGAUCAUCCCGCUAAGUACGACCCCAUUACGCAGCGCGACUAUGCGGCCAUGAGAGCGCGGAUGCAAUAUUGA